This is a messenger RNA of Physella acuta, 1291 nucleotides long. RefSeq names its product serpin B4. Lineage: Eukaryota; Metazoa; Mollusca; Gastropoda; Physidae. The record is from RefSeq and is a predicted model, not a curated record. Gene Ontology annotation, molecular function: serine-type endopeptidase inhibitor activity.
GGAAAACAAAGCUUUACGUUUCUAUAAUUAGAUACAGACCUUUCAUACGUAGACGGAACUGACAUUUUAGAUUUCUAGUUUCUCAGUUCAUAUCUACAUUGCUUGAAAAACAUGUUGCGACUCCUAUUAACUAUUCUGGCCGUGUCUGGUCAGCUGAUCAAUGGAGAACAGAACCAGCAACAAGACCUCUCAGCUGCCACUUCAGGAUUCUCCCAAAGGCUCUACCCGAAGGUGGCGCUGGAUAAAGACAACGUUGUCUUCUCUCCAUACAGCAUCCAGUCAAUUCUAACCAUGACUUCGCUUGGCGCAAAAGGGAAAACUGCGAAAGAAAUGUUAAUGACGCUUGGUGUCGAGUCUGCUUCUCAGGUUUCUGCAGAGUACAAAAAUUUCACCCACGAGAUUACUUCACUCCAAGAAGUCGUCAUUAGCACAGGAAACGGCAUUUUUGUCAAUCCAAGAAUAAAAAUCAAAACUGGAUUCACUAAAGAUGUUGAGACCAAAUUUAGUGCCCUAGUGGAGAAUAUUGACUUUUCCGCCCCUGAAGGGCCAGAGAAGGCAAUCAACGACUAUAUAGCUGGAGCCACAAAAAAUGUUAUUGAAAACGUUUUACAAAAAGGAUUUAUCACUGAGGACACGGCUAUGGCCUUAGUCAACACAAUUUUCUUCAACGGGACUUGGGAGACGGAGUUCCAACCAGCAACUAAAAAAAAGUUCUUUAGACAUGGCAAGGAUGAAAUGAUGAUUGAUAUGAUGGAUCAAUCCAACUACAUAAAAUACAAGAAGGAUAAAUCAAAUCAAGUUGAUGUGGCAGAGCUGCCCUAUAAAGGGGGAAGGUUUGCUUUCUACAUCGCCCUGCCAAAGAAAAAAGACGGUCUCGCAAAUCUUGAAAAAUGGCUUUCAAAUCCACAACACAUGGAGGAGCUGUUCAAAAACCUCCGACCCAAAUCGGUCUCGGUCACGAUUCCAAAGUUUCAGACAGAGACGACGCUUGACUUGAAACAACCUCUAAUGGAUCUUGGGAUGGUCGAGGCGUUUGGUCCUGGAGCUGACUUUACUGGCAUCACCUCUUCAGGCAACAUUUACAUCAGUCAAGUGAUUCACAAAGCCAAAAUUGACGUCACCGAGCAUGCAACAACUGCGGCGGCGGCUACCGUUGUUGACUCGGAGGAUUACUCAGCUGAUAAUAUAGAAUAUUCGUUUAUAGCUGACCACCCGUUUCUGUAUUUCCUCAAGGAUAUACAAUCCGGAAUAAUUUUGUUCCAAGGAAAAUUUUCCGGUUAGGUAGUUCAAA